AUGUUUGCGGCAUGGGGCGGGGCCCACCUACCAUGGCUGCUCGCGCAGCUUGUGACUUCAGCCUUGGGUGACUGUGUGUUCAGACGCGACUCGCUACGCCAGUCAGUCGUUGUGCAGAGCGUCAAUUUCGAUGGUGCAUACAGCUUGAACUUGCGUGAAGGUCUCGACUGCCUCGGAGAGAUCGUCGCGCCUCAUGGGGCCGUCAACCAGUCUUUGCAUGCAAUUGCAGACUUUUACGAGCAGUUCUAUGCAUUCCGAUACAUUUGUGCAGACCCAGCAGCUUCGGAGCAGAAACAGGCCCCGCCUUUCAACUACGGAGUCUAUGGCACAUCACGAGGGGGUGGAGCCUCAGCAGAGGCUGCUCGUGUAGAUCUCGUUGGUGAGCUUCGAGCACUGGCAGCCUCACUCCCGAGCAGACCCGGCUUGACUGACUGGUACCUGCCCGCCAACACCAUCUUCGCGAGGCUUCGUGAUUCCCACGUGGACUGGCGAAAUGGUGCCACCAAGGUUGACUCCUUGCUCAACCAGUUCAUCUUUAUGUUGCAAGAUGAUCGCUCCCAGAAGGCCGUGCGCCUCCAGGUAGCGGCCAAAGAUGCAGUAGUGGUCAACGGCUUCGCAGCAGCCAGGUUUACAUCUGAAGGCAACGAGCUUGUUACCAUUGGUGGGCUGGAACCCAUGAGGUGGUUCCAGCUACAUGUGCUUGAAAACCCGGCUUUCAACUAUGGCUUCAAGAGCCUUGGCCCUCGCGCAAAUCAGUUCUUGAAGCUGGCACGCAUAGGUCUUGCAUGGUUGGCCAGCAACAUCGGUGAUGUGUCUUCGAUGAAGCAGUCGGUGAACGUGACGUUCGUGGAUGGUUCAACUUCGACCUGGAGUUGGACCUGGCUGCUGCUGACGAGGAAUUUGGCAUCGUGCAAGCUCUUCGAUGCCGAGUGUGCGAUGGAUUUCUUCAAGGCGCACUUGACUGAAUCGAGCGACUUGUUCGAGCACGCGGCAGAGGCAGCUAUGCAGCUGUCGUCGAGAGAUGUGGACAUGCACCAGUCCAAGAACGUUGCCAAAGACUUGGCAGAUGCUGAUAUGGUCGAAUUUCUCAGAAAGGACGCUGGCCUGCGCUCACUGUUGCGGAUCCAUGAAGAGAACAUCCCUGGUACUGAGGCACAUCGGCGAGCCCUUUCCCAUCUGGGCUUCAGGGAGCGUGCUGGUCAGCCAGUUGCCUUGUUGGCUUUGCCUCCGCGGCGCUGGUUUUUGAACCCCGCUGCAAGCCCCCUUGGGGCCUCCUAUGGCUACUUUGAGUUUCAACAAGAUGAAGGAGGCCAAGUCUUCGCUGUGAUGAAGCUUAGCCGGCUUUAUGUCAGCUCCACUGGGUCCGUCGGCUACGACGCCAAGACGGAGUUUGUUAGCUUCUGGAAGGAGCUCGUGUAUAGUGCACGCGAAAGGCAUGUGAGCCGUUUGCUGAUUGAUGUCUCCGGAAAUGCCGGUGGUUACGUGGAUCUGGCGUAUUUACUCGUAAGGGCUCUCUAUCCUACUUUGGAGUUCGCUCAGUUGUGCAACUCGUAUGAUAGGCCUGUUGGGUCGCUUUAUGAGGCUUGGCAGAAAGUCAAUAACACCCCUCUGGCGUCCUUUCUGGACAACGACGUGGCCAUCCAGAAGCGAUUGAAGGAGAUGACGCCAGCUGAGCAGACCUCGAUGAAGACUGUUCUGCAAAAGAUCACAAAGGCUUGUAUGGAGAUGGAUGUCUUGGACAUGGAUGAUGUGAUGCAAAUCCAGUCUGCCAUCGAUUCCUUGGACACGGGAGAAUUGGACGAAGAGAGCUUGCAAGGGACGCUCGAGGUCCUCAGCUCGUCGGCCGAGAGUUUUGGGAAUCCGUUUUCGUUGUACCUCUAUGGUUACGCUGUCAACGGCACUCCUUUCGAUCCCUUCAAGUCCUUGCGCUCGGUUCAGCGGGGUGGCAAGCCUGAUGUCAAGCUGACCGAGUUCUUUCGCAUUGAGGAUUGUGUUAUGGCAUAUACGCAGCAGUUUGUUGAUGCAUUCGAAGGGGUUCAACAUCCGUUCACCAAUGUGCUCUUCGUUUCUGAUGGGCUUUGUGGAUCAUCGUGCGACACCUUCUCCCGCACUGCAUAUAUGAUCUCAAAACAGAAGGAGCACCGGCACGAAGCCACCAUGCAGAUCAAUUUCGUAACGUUUGGGGGAUUGGGUGAGUCUUUGGAUAAUGCCCGCCGCACGCUGUCAGCGACGUCCUUUCCGGGUGGCAAUUUAAUGACGUCCGCCAUGGCACAAGUCUACAAUCCCAUCUAUUCCGCUGCUGCUUUAGGGUACCUUGCUGCCGAAUGGGCGGGCUUGGGUACGAUGAAGAGCCAGCUCGCCCACUUUCGCACCUUCGUGCCUCAAUACCCAUUUUAUUGGAACAAUUUGCCGCAAUACCCUCAGAGUGAGAUGUACCAAAAUUCACUGGGUGACCAGGCCUUGCCCGCCGAGUUCUAUUUCUUUCCAACCGAUAUUUACCUGCCGGAGUGGUAUGCAAAUGUAGUGGGUGAGCCACAUGAGUGGAACGAGACUGAGCUGAGACGUCUCCAUCUGGACGCAGCUAAAGCAUUUCAAGCUGUGGCGGAAGUGAGGCCCGCAGCUUCAGCAACUCCUCGAGAUCUGGUGGGAGAGCGGCUAUCAUUUCUGGCGGCGACGACACGAACGGAUGUUUCCUGGCCGGUGUGGCUGGUUUGUGUUGGGGCCCUGGCAUCAGGGGGCUUUCUCCUGGCGGUGCUGAGCUCGAGGAAUUUGGCACGGGAACUGUCUGAUGACCUGAAUGAGCACAUGGUCCCUGUUGAAGUCCAGAAGGUCAAGGCGCAUCAGGAAGACAUGUUGAGGGAAGUCCAUGAUCUCAGCCGGACCACUUCCAUGCUCGCCAAGCAUGAGAUCCCCGAAAACGAGACCGACAAGCUGCGAGCUGAACUGUCGGCGGUUGAAGAGGUUGGCGAUGCUUGUCGCAGUUUGAGUGGAACUCGAAACUUGCUGAAAGACUGGGAGGCAAAGGAAAAGGACUCCGCAGGGCAGUCUCGAUGCACUUACUUCACUGUCUUCACUGUCUUCACUGUCCUCACCAACGCAACUCAGCGCCAGGAGAAAGCCAAGGAGCGAGAGCAGGUGAAGAAGGCUUUCGUAGUUCAGUUCGUCUACCGUUGCGCUUCCACGCUCGUGAGGGAGCCUGCCUCCGUAAAAUGCGGUGUGCCUGGGCAAAAGCACCGCCAGUAUGUGCAGCUCGAAGCAUCCGAUUUCGGUUACACAGAGGACAGAGCUGGAAGCGGGCCGAAUGCGAAAGAGGCCUCGGCUGUGGGUGCGGCGUGUAGGGACCCGGUGGUCGUUCCUGGACAACUCGAGUUGGAUUCCUCUUUUGAGGGCCUCCUUGAGGUGUUCUGGGAGCCCCGGACCCUGGACGUUGCACUCUUAGCUGUGGGCUCUUACUUGUGGGCCUUGAGCAUCUGCUGUGGUCGGCGAUCCGUCAGGGCAGCCCCAGAGCAGGCCAUCACGAACCUGGCGGGUGUCUACGCGUGGGCUGGAGUUACGGGCGGUCUAGAGGCCUCCUUAAAAGAUGCCCUUGGAGACCCAGUUAGGGUGAGAGAGGUGGCCUUGAUCCCGAGACCUGCCUGGGAUACGGCGGUCACAGGAUUGAAGGUCAGGGGCACACCUGCUGCAGAUGGCACGCCUGGCCCUCUUCGCGACCUCACCUUGGUGGAAGCAGCAAGGGUUGAGUCCACGCGUCGGGUGGCCCUUCUCCUCAUGGGGCAGCAGCCCGACUCACCAGGAACUGCUGGGCCACCUGUGGUUGUCCCGGCCCCGGGCCCUGGGACAGCAACCACGGCAGCCCUAGUCGGAGCUAGGAAGCUCAAGCUCUCGGCAGUCCUGGACCCCACCCUGGACGCAGAGGUUUCCCCGUUGGCCAACACGGAGGUCCAGAAGCUGUACGCUGACUAUAAGGUUAAGUAUGGGGAUUUUCCUUCGCCGGAGGCUGAUCCCUCUGCCGACCAGCUUGCCUCCAUCAAGCAGGUGGUGGCUUCGGGAUCAGCCCCCUACGCGGACUUCAGCCUCUUCGGACCUCAUGGACUGAGGCUGCUGAGGAAACAAACGUUCACAUCGUACCAGCUAAAUGCGGCGACGGGCGAGUGGACGAAGAGAGAGCAACCUGGCCCGGCGUCCUACCACAACUGGAUGGAGGCUUGGAAGGUGCUCCGAACUUCGCUCCUCCUGCUCGAAGUUGCAGAUGCUGAACGGUUGGACGCCUAUGCCGAACACGUCCGCAGCUUCGUCACACAGUUCGGUGACAGUGCAUGGUGGCUGGUGUAUCGGGCUGAAAACAGGCUAAGGUGCGAGCAUAUGGAACGCCUCCGCCGCAUCCUCCACGACAAGCCAGAGUACGGGUACACCCAGGCCAGGCCGUGGAAUGCGGCGUUUGCUGCGGCUGUGAGGGACUCAGAGUUCUGGACACGUGAGCUGGUCACUCCUGCCACGCUUUGGCUUUCGCAACAGAGUUCAGGCCUGGGCUCAGGAGGGGGCGCUAAAAGGCCACAGCAGGACGGUGGUGACGACGGCCCUCUUCGCAAAAAGCAGAAGACCAAGAAGAAGAAGUACGAGGGGGAGGAUCUCAGCGAGAAGAAGGGUAACGUCUAUGUCCUCAACAGGCGUGGGGCCCGGAUCUGCGACGGGUACAACCGGGGCAGGUGUGGCAACAAGAAGCCUCAGGGUGUCUGCGACAAGUGCAGUCAAGCCACCAACUCCGCCCCGGCCGAAGAAGAGGAAGCAAGUGCUGCCAGAGCCGACCACAUCCACCUCUUCGCCAAAGCCCGGGCCCAAGCCGACGGUUCCUGGACCAGCUGGUCCGGCCGAGGCUGCCAGGUUCUGACCGAAAGGACCCACGACGUCCUCACAGCCGCUUGGGAUCAACACCGCACCUGGGGACUUGAGAACCCUGCGGCCGACGGUGACAACCCGUCCUUGUGGGAAGCCCCGUUGAUAAGGCGGCUGGCUCAGCUCGACAGAGUGGUCACGGUAAACUUCGAUCGCUGUCGACUGGGCCACGCUACUCGGGGGCCAACUCAACUUCUGGUCGCGGACCACGUGAACUUUCUGGACCUCCAUGGCUUGACUUGCAACCAUUCAGUCAACGCCCACAAGGAGAAAGCGUCCCCAACCAAGCAGCGAGGUGAGUACACACCUCACCUCUCACAGGUCGUGGCCAAUGCGCUUUACCAAGGAUACCGGCUCCAAUCCCUGGAAAAGGACUACCCUGUCGAUCUCCUCGAAAAGACAAGGUCGGCCGUCCUUACAGCGCUCGGGGCCACAGACAGUGUCAGGCAUCGAACCCGCACGGCGCCUGCCAACACACCCAUUCAGGCCUCAGUCAUAGAAGCCUGGGGCCACGCAAGCGACGACCCAGACUCCACUACGCUCGCAAGCUGGCUUGACCAUGGUGCUCCGCUGGGGAUCAGCGAACCCAUUGGCACUACCGGGGUUUUCCCGGCAACCGAGGCCAAAGGUCUGGUUCCGCAUAGUCAAGUGGAUCGUCGGGCCCUGGAAGGAUGGAGCAACUACGCCUCGGCCGAGGAGGAGGCCGCUUCCAAGCAGUUGGGUGACGAACCUGUCCUUAACAAGCUUGGCGUCCUCGUCAAGAACAAGCGGGACGCGCAAGGCCGGGAAGUGAAGAAGGCCAGGGUGAUAUGGGACUUGAAGGAGUCAAGCGUCAACAAGGCCUGCAACCAGGGGGAGCGGAUCAUCUUACCACGUCUACUCGACGUCGUGGCCUCGCUUCUGGCAGCUUACAAGCGCGGCCGCAGUCCCUACCUGGCCGGCGUCGACGUACGGGACGCCUUCAUGAACAUACCAGCAGGCAAGGACAGGAAGUUCACCGUGGCAGCGGUGCCGAGAAGGCGAAACAAGAGAGCCGGCCACGACCUCGUCGUCUUCAACACCCUCGUCUUCGGCUCAGCUUCCUCGCCAACAUUAUGGGGCCGGAUGGCAGCUUGGCUUGGUCGCACCACAGCCGCUGUGUCCUUGGCCGAUCCCCAGAUCUAUGUAGACGACCCGGUGUAUACCUUGGAGGGCCCCGACCUCGUGACCGCCGCCACGGACUUGGCCGUAGUUCUCCUAUGGACCGCCGUCGCUGGCUUCCCCGUCAAGCUCUCAAAAGCCACCGGGGGCAAGCGCAUCGAGUGGGUCGGCGCAAGCAUAUUGUGCAGGGACGAGGAGAAGGCCGUCGUGGUGACCAUACCCAAGGCCAAGGUCGCGCAACUCCUGGCGGAGACCGAGAAGCACUUAGGUAGGGCCGUGAUUGGAGCUAAGGAACUUCGAUCAUAUGCCGGGGCACUCUCAUUUGUGGCUGGUCUGGUGCCACACCUUCGGCCGUUCCUGGCGACGUUCUGGGCAGCCCUUUCGAAGCAUGAUAUCACGAGUGAUGGUUCACCUUACACUCGAACCAGAAAGUUGAUUCAUGUUAGAAGGGUCAGCCCGGCACUUCGUUGGGUAAAGGCGUUGCUGUCUGGCACCGAGACACUCGAGAGGAUCUUCUACGCCAACCCGCCGGCCACUGACUUGGAGCUGGUGACAGAUGCCUCGCCAUGGGGCAUCGGUGGAGUGUGCCGACGAAAUGGAGAGCCGCUGGCAUACUUCCACAGCCAUCUCCCGGACGACAUCCUCGCCAAAUUUUCAGCGGAAAGGGGGGUGUCAAGCUACAACGCCCUAUGGGAAGGCCUCGCCCUUUUGGUAGCUUUCAGACUGUGGUUACCGGCACUCACCCACGGCUCGGUGUUUCGGGCGAAGUCGGACAACCUAGGCUUCCUGAUGGCGUUGUCCAAGGGAAGCGCUAAGUCACCGGCCCUGAACGUGCUGGCGCGGGAGUUUGCUUUUGACCAGGCCACCCGAUGCUACCAAAUAAGGGGGCUGGUCCACAUCGCGGGUGUGUCCAAUGUACAGGCGGACGCACUCUCGAGGUUGAGCGCUCCGGAACGAAAGCCAUUCCCGUCGGAGCUGCUAGCCACCCCUCGCUGUGAGGCGAAGCUGGGCGAGCCGGCGUCCUACACGAAGGUCCUGCUCUCGGGCGGCCUGUGGAAGAUGUCAGGCAGCCGGUCGGUUACAUCCGUAGGCCCGGUAGAGUCAAGGCUCAAACUUUGGUGCGAUGUUUCAAAGCGAGCCAGACUCGAACCAUUUCGGCUCACGCCUGAUGGCAUAUAUUCCGUUAUGGGCGCCUUUAAAGCCGCCGGGUACCGGUCUGCAAUGCAGUAUCUGGAUCUUGCGAAGCAGGAACACAUCCAUCGGGGGCACGCCUGGAGCGAACAGCUGGCGCUCGCGUAUCGAGUGUGUUCCCGUUCGUGCAAGCGCGCCCUGGGGCCGUCCAAACAGGCCUCGGCGCUUCCAAUGGACAAAGUCCCGACCGUUGCUUGGGACGAGGCUAUGGUCACCAACGGUCCCCGCGACCCAGUGACAGCCACCAUUGUAGCAUCGUGGUGGCUCCUUCGCGAAAUCGAGGCCUCACAUGCCCGAAUCCAGCAUCUUACUUUCGACCAUGAGUCCAAGACGGUAGCCUGGCUCUUGCCUUCGUCUAAAACAGACGUCGCGGCUUUGGGGGCGACUCGAAAGCACGCAUGUUCCUGUGAAGUGCUGAGUCCCCAGCUCUGCCCUUACCAUUCCGUUCUUCGUUUGAUGGGCAGCCGCGGUCCCUUGGAGCCCGUUUUCGUUGACAUCAACGGGGCGCCGCCCUCGAAGGCGGGCUGGGCUGACACCUUUCAGGCCAUCGCGCGCGCUCUUGGCAUCCCCGUUUGCUUGGCCAAUGGCGCCCGAGCCUUCACCGGUCAUUCGGCACGUGCCACGGGGGCACAGUACCUGGCCGCUCGAGGGGUCGAGCUUUGGAGAAUCCAAAUUUUCGGGCGGUGGGACUCAGAUGUCAUCCUCAGAUACGUCAGAGAAGCUCCACUGUCGCAGCUGUCAGAGCUGGCAAUCGAAGCGGGCCACAAGGACUCACUUGCCAGAGCACGUCGUGAGCUGGAGGCACUUCUCCGGAAGGCUAGACCUUCCUUAGCUAUCCCGGAUGCCGACUGGUGCGAUGAGCUGAUUGGAACAGAAGCGCCGCCGCCGCCAUCUGUGCCCCAUGACAGCUCCGAAAGGCUCAUUUUGAAUCUCUCACCUGGAGGAAAGAUACAUCGGUGCCGAACCGACCUCUCGGAGGUGCCAGAGAUGUUUUCCCUCGGCGCGUCGGACAAACUCGUCUGCGAGUUCCGCGUCGGGGUCUUCAGAGUCAUCGUACUCGUCGUCCUCGGAGAGUUCCUGAGUUUGCGCCCUGACCGCCACAGCAGGAUGGGAGUCGUGGGUGUGAUCCCGGCCCUCUUGAGUUUUCGGAUCAUCUCCGAUCCGAUUAGCAAGAAGAGAUCACACCCGAAGUUUUACCCACCCACCCGCUCCCUGGGUGUGAUCCCGGCCCUCUUGAGUUUUCGGAUCAUCUCCGAUCCGAUUAGCAAGAAGAGCGACCUUACGACCAACUGA
Messenger RNA from Symbiodinium natans, 8517 nucleotides. The record is from the annotation of a GenBank genome assembly. NCBI's taxonomy places the organism in Eukaryota, Dinophyceae, Suessiales, Symbiodiniaceae.